Melanotaenia boesemani (Boeseman's rainbowfish) is the source of this 938-nucleotide messenger RNA. RefSeq names its product glutamine amidotransferase-like class 1 domain-containing protein 3A, mitochondrial. NCBI's taxonomy places the organism in Eukaryota, Metazoa, Chordata, Actinopteri, Atheriniformes, Melanotaeniidae. The coding region runs from base 107 to 781 and encodes 224 amino acids. The transcript is spliced from 5 exons. The record is from RefSeq and is a predicted model, not a curated record.
AAGCAGGCAGGUCCAUAAAAAGUGGAUCAGCGCUCAGUCACGUCCACUGAAAAGCUGAGUGACACACUGAGUAAAAGUGCAGGCCACCGAUACUUGUUAAGGAAUCAUGGCAAAGCGUGUUGCAGUUAUUCUCUCAGGCUGUGGAGUCUAUGACGGCACAGAGAUCCAUGAGGCCUCGGCUGUCCUUGUCCAUCUGAGUCGUGCCGGAGCAAAAGUGCAGAUGUUUGCUCCAAAUGCAGAUCAGAUGCAUGUUGUAAAUCACUGUGAGGGGAAACCUACUGAGGAGAAGAGAAACAUCCUGCAGGAAAGCGCUCGCAUCGCCAGGGGUGAUGUGACUGAUCUGGCUAAGUUAGAUGUCUCAGCGUUUGAUGCUGCCAUCAUCCCAGGAGGAUUUGGUGUGGCUAAGAACCUGAGUGACUGGGCUGUGAAUAAUAAGGACUGCACCAUCCAGCCACACCUAGAGAAGCUCAUCAAGGCUUUUCACAAAGCUGGAAAGCCUCUGGGCAUGUGCUGCAUUUCUCCCAUCCUGGCUGCUAAGAUCCUGCCUGGCUGUGAGGUCACCGUGGGGCAAGACAAAGAGUGUGACAAGUGGCCGUAUGCUCAAACAGCAGGAGCUGUGAAGGAGAUGGGAUGCAAACAUGUGAACAAAGGUGUGGAGGAAGCUCAUGUUGAUGUCAAGAAUAAGCUGGCCACCACCUGCGCCUUCAUGUGCAACGCUCCCAUUCACCAAGUUUUUGAUGGCAUCGGUGUCAUGGUUAAAGAGACACUGAAACUGGCUUAACAAGAGUGUUACUGGAAAUUGAUUUUGUUUAUUUUAGGUUUUUUUUUUAAAGAUACCAAGAAUUGCUAACAAAUAUUGAAUUUAUUAUCAAGUUCUCUCAUUUUUCUCUGUUACACUGUCAAAUUCUUGAGAAUGUCAGUAAAAUCUUCUCUGCUUA